UGCAUGUUGUCACUUUUGUUUGAGACCAAGCAGAAGAGCCCGCAUCAUACGACGUAAACACAUGACAGUCGGCCAUCAUGAGACUUUGGCGAGCAUCGGUGCGCGUGAACUGACCGAGAGGAGCGCGCGCGCGUCCGUGAGCGCGAGUUCCUUUUCAGCUGAAGCGAGUGAGCGAGGGAUGUCGGGCCGAAGUGGAGCAGCGCCUCGCGGCUGCAGCAACCCCAACGCGCCGCCGCUGCCCCUCCGGGCCACGGUGCCCUACCAGUUGCUCCUCAAGACGGAGCGGACCCGGGCCCGCCCGCCCAAGCCCACCAUGCGGCGGACCCUCUCCUUGGACGCCAUCCUGGCACCGUACCUGCAGGGACAGUGGCCCAAAGAGCCCGUAGAAGGCCCGGCGGGGACUUGUGUCAGCGACAAGGCCACGCAGACGCCAUCUUGUUGGGUGGAGGAAACGCAGGCCCGAAGAAGUUUCGGCGGUCACAAGCGUUCUGCGUCAUGGGGCAGCGCUGAGCACCUGAAGGAGGUGGCCAAGCUGAGGCAGCAGCUGCAGAAGCGAUCUCGCCAUGCCGCUCCCACCGCGCCAGGCUACGAACCGUCGCAUCAUCCGCUGACGGCGGGCCACAUGGCGGGCGUCACUCAGACGCCACCUCUGGUGCCGCUGAGCCGACUGGCCUCGCGGCUCCGGCGGAGCGUCGAGGGCCUCAACUUGGAGCUGGAGGAGGUGUUUGUCUCGGAGAAGUGUGACGACCAGCAUGAGCUUUUGGACAUCCCGGACGGACACAGGGCUCCCGCUCCGGUUCAAAGGUGCAGCAGCGGCUCCCAAAGCGAGUCGUCGCCGGGGCCCUUGGAUCUUUCCUCGAUGUCUCCUCCUCAGUCGCCGUGUCCGCUGGAUCCGUCCCUGCUGUCUCCGCCCACCUCGCCGUGUCCUUUCGACCCUUCACCAGGUCAGAUGCUCACUUUUGCGGAUUCAUUUUGGUAUUUCGCAGAGGUACUACACAAUAUUUGUGCCCGUGUAACAGAGUCAGCUACUCGAGAGGCCCUUGCUGCGUCUCCUUCCACGCUUUUCUCUUCAUAUGGAGCGGACCCUCCAGCGCUGCCAUCGUGGUCAUCCUCCCCCUCGCCGCUAACGCCGCCGUGUCGCGGCAAAACCUUCUCCUUCCAGCGCCAGCCGCCAGAGGGCUGCGAGCCGCUCCCGGUGUGCCUGGACACCGGGGCCGCCUGGCGGGACGAGCCCCCCCGCCUCCAGCCGUCCUGCCCCGACCUCAACAAGGUGAACUUCACGCCGCACGGGGGCUCUGCUUUCUGCCCCGUCAGCCUCCUCAAGCCCCUCCUGCCCUCCAUGGACCUGCUCUUCCGCGGCCUGUCCGUGUCCCCCGUCACCGGCUGCCCGGCCCAGGCGUCUCCCACCGGGCAGGUGGGCAUGCAGUGAGGAUGAAGACCGCCUCGGUGGAUUGAAGCACUCUUGAGUUGAGGGUUUUGCCGACUCAUCGCUGUAACCUCGAUCACGGACUUGUGCAAGAUUACGUAAACCCGCAGAUUUUGAAUGGCAACUUUUCUACGAGAUUAAAACUAUCUAGAUAUUUUUUGUAGCUUUCUUAAAAGACCUGUGAGUCUGUUUGCAUCAAGCAGGAGAAAUCAACUCAUUUCUGUUUAUACUGUGACCAACAUUAUAAACAAGAAGGAUUGUUAUGAGCUUUAAUGACCCGUGGGGAGUUUAUUCUAAUCAAAAUCUUGCAAAAGCAAUGCUGUUUAAUAGAAUUUUUUGGUUCUCAUUCAAACUACUGUGCCUGUGUGUAUGUUAAUUGUAUCCAUUUCUAAAGUGACAAAAAAGCUUUCAGUUUUAUUCUCAGUCAUGUAGCAAAGCUUGAUCUUUUAGUCUUACUGAGCUUUAUUGUAAAGUUGUGCUCAUAUGUUUACAUACCUGGCAAAAUUUGGAAAGAUGUGUACAUAUACAAUUCUUUAAAGAAAACACGAGUGAUAAGGCAAAACAUUAAAUAAAAGGGAUUCAAUUUAAGCUAUGAAGUAUUUCAGAAGAGCGCAACCAAUCAACAAAAGAUGGCAAUAAAGAAAAUAGGGAGAUCAUCAUUUAUCAGACAUAUUUCCCCCAAAUUUAUAUAAAUUUUAUAAAUACUGUAAGGGUAUUGCAAUGCCCCUGUAUAUGAUCCAUCUUUUUUAGUCCUAUGAGCUAUAAAAGAGUGAAUAUUCAUGCAAAAGUUGCUAUUUUUAUGGGCUACCAUGUGAAUCAUGGAUCGCAUGUAUCUCUGACUCCAGUUUCCGAUAUCAACAAUUUGAUCGUGAAUAGUCACAAGAAGUGAGUUGGGAGAGGCUCUAGCACUCCUGCGACCCUUGUGAGGAUAAGUAAAUUGGAGAAUGGAUGGAUUUCCAAUGUCUGUAAUUCUGUUUUAACUAGUCAUAAUUCGGUUACAGAUAUAUAAAUGAUUUUUUUCUAAUAAUGACGUUGUUGAUUUAUACAAUGGUAAUACUAGAUAGCCAAUCAUAAAUUAUAAAUGUUAAUAUUACAGUAUGUAGAUUUAUGGCACAACUGUACACUCUGUAGCUUAAACAGUGGCUAA
Molecule: messenger RNA, 2573 nt
Organism: Syngnathoides biaculeatus (alligator pipefish)
Lineage: Eukaryota; Metazoa; Chordata; Actinopteri; Syngnathiformes; Syngnathidae
Gene: fam117aa
Product: family with sequence similarity 117 member Aa
Exons: 7
Coding region: 62-1429 (455 amino acids)
Source: RefSeq, a predicted model, not a curated record